GUGUCUCUACAAGGAAUAAAUCCAUCACCGCCCUGAAAUUCUCGCACCUUCAUCUCAUUGGUUCCGAUUCGGUUUGUGUGGCGUGURACUGGUGCACUGAGCUGUCAAUCACAGCAAGUGCUCCGACUCUGCUUUUGGCUGCAGAGACGCGCUGCAGCGCGCUCCCUGCUGCUCAGUGCGCAGAGCGGCGGAGGGAAGCGGACCGUCCCUGCAGCAGCUGCGGCCCCGGCGCGUUUCCUCCCGCUGCGCUGCGUCCCCACAGAGUCCCCGCAUCCCUCAGGAGAGGAGGAAGAACACGAGGACCACACUGCCUCCCUCUUCACCUUCUUCUUCUGUGGAGUUUGUCAGGCGCACAGUUUGAGUUUCCCUCACUGCAGACAUGUGGAACAGCUCCCGGGAAGUCUUCUUACUUUGUUUCCUCCUGACACUCUGGACUGAGGUGUCUUGGUCCACCGGGUACUUUGAGCUGCAGCUGGUGUCGGUGGAGAACCCCGGAGGUCGUCUCCUGAAUGGGGACUGUUGUGAUGGCUGUGGUCCUGACGAGUGUGACACGUCCAUCCGAGUGUGUCUGAAGGAGUAUCAGAAGGAGGUCACCACCUCUGGACCGUGCACCUACGGCUCAGAAACCACCAGAGUUCUUGGUGGGAACAGCUUUCAGUUCAGAGGAGGACAGAAAGCUGCAUCACACAGGAACAACGAGGCAGGAAGGAUUGUCAUUCCCUUUCAGUUUGCGUGGCCGCAAGAUUACACUGUGAUAGUGGAAGCGUGGGACGAGGACAACGACACACACAGCAGCGAUGAUGAACUUCUGAUCGAGCGGAGCGUCCACAAAGGGAAGAUUAGCCCUGGAGAGGAGAAACAGACAGUGGAACAUAAAAGCUUGAUUGCCACCAUUAAAUACAGCAUCCGUGUGCGCUGCGAUGAACACUACUACGGCAUCAGAUGCAACACAGUGUGUCGUCCUCGUGAUGACUACUUCGGUCAUUACGUGUGUGACCAGUUUGGAAAGAGACGAUGUAUGGAAGGUUGGAAAGGAGAGGACUGCAAGACAGCUGUCUGCAAGUCAGGAUGUAACCCCUUACAUGGCACAUGCAGCAAACCAGGAGAAUGCAAGUGUAACUACGGUUGGGAUGGCCCAUUGUGUGACAGGUGUCUGCGGUAUCCUGGCUGUGACCAUGGAACCUGCACUGAACCCUGGCAGUGCACCUGYGAAAAGAACUGGGGAGGCCUGCUCUGUGAUAAAGAUUUGAACUACUGUGGGACCAACCGACCCUGUAAGAACGGAGGAACAUGUAUGAACACAGAACCAAACGAGUACAACUGCGCCUGUCCAGACAGCUACUCUGGCAGGAACUGUGAGAUUGCAGAGCAUGCCUGUUUGUCCAACCCAUGUGCAAACGGAGGGACAUGCCAUGAAGUGUCUUCAGGGUUUGAGUGUCACUGUCCUGCUGGCUGGUCUGGGCCAACCUGUGCUAAAGACACAGAUGAAUGUGCUUCCAGUCCAUGCGCUCAGGGAGGGACCUGCAUUGACCUGGAAAAUGGCUUUGAAUGCAUCUGUUCUCCACAGUGGACAGGAAAGACCUGCCAGAUUGACAUUAAUGAGUGUGCAGGGAAGCCUUGCCUCAAUGCUUACUCUUGCAAAAACUUAAUUGGUGGAUAUCACUGUGCCUGUUUCCGUGGAUGGGCGGGUCAGAACUGUGACAUCAAUAUAAACACAUGUCAUGGACAGUGUCAGAACGGAGGCACCUGCAAGCAGAAGACACCUGGAGGCUACCAGUGUGUUUGCCAGCCUGGGUAUGCGGGUCGUCAUUGUGAAGUCCAGAGGAACCGCUGCUGGAGCGGCCUGUGUAAGAAYGGGGGCCACUGCCAAGUCCUGCUGGAUGGCUUCAUGUGUGAAUGUCCUCAAGGCUUCAGUGGGACAAUGUGUGAGGUGCAGGAUGAUCCUUGUAGCCCAAACCCCUGUCAGAACCAGGCUCAAUGCCAAAGCUUGAUGGCAGACUUCUACUGCAGCUGCCCAAACAACUACGAGGGUCAAACUUGUUCUGAGCUCAAGGACCACUGCAAGACCAACAAAUGCCAAAUGAUUGACAGCUGCACUGUUGCUGUUGCAACCAAUGACACAGCACAGCAGGUGUGGCACAUCUCAUCUAACGUGUGUGGACCACAUGGUCACUGCAUCAGCAGGCCUGCUGGGAACUUCAGCUGCUCAUGUGAUGCAGGAUUCACUGGCACCUACUGCCAUGAGAACGUCAAUGACUGUCAAUCAUCCCCCUGUAAGAAUGGAGGCACCUGCAUCGAUGGCAUCAACUCAUUCAAGUGUGUCUGCCCUGAUGGUUGGGAGGGGAUGCUGUGUGAUGUUGAUGUGAAUGAGUGCAGUGGAAACCCAUGUCAGAAUGACGGGCUGUGUGUGGAUCUGCUCAAUGACUUCUUCUGCAGCUGUGUGGACAGCUGGAAGGGAAAAACCUGCCACCUACGUGAGAGUCAGUGUGACUCCAACACGUGCAGCAAUGGAGGGACGUGUUUUGAUCAUGGAGACUCGUUCUUGUGCAGCUGCCCCUCAGGGUGGGCUGGAAACACCUGCAACACAGCCAAGAACAGCUCCUGUGAUUCAGGACCGUGUGAGAAUGGAGGGACAUGCAUCGGAGGGGGAGAAACCUUCACCUGCAUCUGCAAGGAUGGCUGGGAGGGACACACAUGUGCACGGAAUGUUGAUGACUGCAAUCCACAUCCUUGCUACAACGGUGGUGUCUGUGUGGACGGUGUGAACUGGUUUCGCUGUGAGUGUGCCCCAGGAUUUGCUGGACCGGAUUGCCGCAUCAAUAUAGAUGAGUGUCAAUCAUCUCCUUGUGCUGAAGGUUCGUCUUGUAUAGAUGAGAUCAAUGGUUACAGGUGUGUUUGUCCUCCAGGACAGACUGGCCCUCGCUGUCAGCAGUUCAUGGGACUUGGAAAGCCUUGCCGCCAUGCUGGCCUGCAGUUUCCUCACGGCAGUCAGUGGGACGAGGAGUGCAACGCCUGCCACUGCUUCAGUGGAGACAUUCACUGUUCAAAGGUGCACUGUGGGCGUCGGCCCUGCCUCCUUCCACAGGUUGUCCCCCCCACUGAGGCAAACCGCCCUUCCUGCCCAGGGAGUCACGAGUGUGUCGAGCAUCCAUUCCUCACCUGCUUCUCACAGCCCUGUCGUCAGUGGGGAGUUUGUUCCACACCACAUCCCCUGACUCCACCUCACACUCAGUGUCAACCCAACAGUGGUUACCUUGACAACAGCUGUGCUCACAUCACACUCAUCUUCAGAAAGGAAAUAGUGCCACAGUCUUUUGAGGAGGAUGGACGAUCGAAGGACAGUGACUGUGCAAAGAUUCAGAAAGCAGCCCGAGCCCUUACUGACAGGCUGUUAGAACGCCACAACACCACGGUACUGCAGGCGGUGGUGGAGGCUAAAAUAGACGUUAAGGAGAAAUGCUCCUCUGUUGGUUAUGUAGUCCCUGUGCUGGGUGUGGUCUUCAGUAUCCUGUGGCUGUUCUGCAUUGUGGUUUGUGUUUGGUGGACCCGUAAAAGGAAGAAAGAGCGUGAGAGAGCAGUUCCAACUGAGGAAACCAUGGUGAACAACCAGCUGGAACCGUUGCAGAGCAAUAAUGACAAGAUAAAUCGGGACAAAGACAUUUCAUACGAAUGCAGAAAACUGAUGGGCCCUGCUGACAGGAUGUGUGACGGGGCAGAUGAGGAGGAGGGAUGGGGUGGUGAGGGAGCRCAGGAGGAAGAUGAGGAGUGGGCACUGGCUAUGAGGAACAAACAUCCAACUCAGAGGUGCUCCAUAGACGAGGCCCAGAACAGGGACCUAAUGUUUAAGGGCAGCAGUUCAGUGAAGGUGCCACAUCGGACAGAAUACAGCCUCAAAGACAACCGGUGUAAAAAUCUGAACACUGCAAAGCUCAGUGACAACGUUAGAGACCACUGCGUGUGACGAACUGAGGAGGAGGAAUCUUCUGACAGUUUCCUUCAGCAUCACUGAUUUUAACUCGUCAGUGCACCAAGAGUGAAGGUUACAUAGGCUUUAAUGUUGGACAUUUUUAUUUAAAACACUUUUUCCAGCAUGAUGUUUUUGAACCACAAAAAACAAACAAACAAAAAGCAUGAGAAAAAGAAUGCACUCUUUCAUUUAAGAAGAUUUUUUUGGUCACGAUGAUGAAUCUAAUUUUUUCUUCUUAUUUUUCCUUCCUUGUUUCCAAACACUGUUUGUUCAGAGGACUUUUUUAAUYAGACACACGCCACCACGUCCUGGUCUGACAGCCGUUUGACCAUCUGGUUUUAUUCACCUUCACUUAGCCAGGCACCUCUCAUUGAGAUCAAGGACAUCUUUUUCAAGGUCUGCAUGGACUUGAAGGAGAACAUGUGAACCCACACAGAAAGACCCCAGGUCCAAACCAGGGGUCCAAUCCAAGACCUCCUUGCUGUGAGGAAACAGUGCUGACCACUGAUCCAUACUGUCUGCCUUUACCCUUUUUCUACUCUAACAUGUCACAUUUUGUAAUGACAAAAGCAAAAAAAAAAGGUUUUAGAUUUAUUUACUUUUUGUAUUUUUGUUGGAUCUAAGAACCCUGCUGCUUGUACUGUAUAUACUGUAUACAGCAUAUAUAUAUACACAUACACACGUUUCAAUUUCCUGUUUCCUGCAAAUAUUCUUUCAAAAUAAGACUCGGUGCUUUCUGAGCUUCUUCAGGGUCAUACAGUAUUUGCUUUGCAAUAAGUCAUUUUUUUUUUACAAAUGAAACAGAAAUAUAUCAAAGGGUAAAAGUUUAAAGAAAUUUUCUAUCAGAGAAAAGCCUUGUGUUACUUUCAUGUACAGUUUCUGUGUAAAUAAGAAGAAAUGGCUAAAUGUAAAUUUAAGUUUAGUAAGUUAAGUGAUGCUUUGUAUUAUAACUAUUAUA
Austrofundulus limnaeus is the source of this 4925-nucleotide messenger RNA. RefSeq names its product protein jagged-2. Gene Ontology annotation, biological process: cell communication; multicellular organism development; Notch signaling pathway. Lineage: Eukaryota; Metazoa; Chordata; Actinopteri; Cyprinodontiformes; Rivulidae. The record is from RefSeq and is a predicted model, not a curated record. Gene Ontology annotation, molecular function: calcium ion binding; Notch binding. Gene Ontology annotation, cellular component: membrane.